CUUCAUGGUCCUACUCAAAGAACAUGUUAAUACAUACUCUCCGUUUAAAGCUGCAGUAGAGGAGGAUGUCAAGUGUCCCUCUGCACAUAUACUAGCUCUAGUAAUCUUCAUAGCAGCCAUAGCUCUAUACAGUACUAUUACUUUCAUAAGGUUUGCUAGACAGGUACCACAAGAGGAAGUAUCUUUGGAGGAUAUAGCCAAGUUUCGGCCAAUGGAUAUAUUCGUUUACUUCCAAUGUGAUAGGAGUGAUGGAUGUGUUGGCCCAUGGGAGGUUUAUUGGAAUUAUGAUAUUAAACGUUUUCCAAAUUGUGCUACUGUGUAUCCUCCUUCAAUACGUUACCUUAAUCCUGUUAAUGGUACUCUCAAGGUAUGCCCUACCAUUAACUCACCUAUCAGCCCUAAUGGUGCAUUUGUUAGGAUCAAUUGGAUUGAUAGUAGCUCUGAGAAUGGUGGAGAGCCGGGACGAGCAUUUAUUGGUCUACAAACUCCCGAUAAAGAUGGUCAUCCAGCGGGAGAGAUCUCUUGGGUUGAGAUUCAAUUCGGCCAUUCCAAGUUUGUAACGGUGGGUCUUACUGUUAGGAAGGAUAAAGGCAGUGAUGGAACUACAGCUGAGCUACCACGAUUAGAUGGAGUCUCAUAUAGUGGUAGGAGUAACCUAUCGGAUACCUCUGGAGGUUCAGCUGACCUACACUUCACUACUUCACAGUUUGCAACGGUUGUGACUACCGGACUGGCGUUAUCUAUAUCGGAUGUUCUUGCACUCAUAGGAGGUUUUGCCGGUUUCAUAUUCCCCAUUAUAGCAACGGCUACUGUUCUUUUGGAAAUUGCCUAUUUGAAAUUUGCUAAGCGAAGAGAACCAGAUGAAGAGGAUAUCUCCAAUGACAGAGGUAUAGAGGUGGAUGAAGACGUUGAUACCGAGUCGAUAAAGGUGGUUGAUAUACCCACACAGACUAUCCGUCAAUCUUGAUUGGACGACACAACACUUCUCUUGCAGAACUCUGCCGAGUUCGACGCAAGAACAGGUGUUCUUCUUCUUCUUCCUUUUAUCAUUACUAGAUUGAUCGCUACUAUUUGAUCUAACCAUAAAGCCUGUUGGCCAACUCUGUUGUUGAAAUCUCAAGUAAUUCCCGAGGGUAUCUGUC
Perkinsus marinus ATCC 50983 is the source of this 1142-nucleotide messenger RNA. RefSeq lists its product as hypothetical. The transcript has 9 exons. The record is from RefSeq and is a predicted model, not a curated record. NCBI's taxonomy places the organism in Eukaryota, Perkinsozoa, Perkinsida, Perkinsidae. Bases 5 to 967 code for a protein of 320 amino acids.